Megalops cyprinoides (Indo-Pacific tarpon) is the source of this 3105-nucleotide messenger RNA. RefSeq names its product SUMO specific peptidase 3a (gene senp3a). NCBI's taxonomy places the organism in Eukaryota, Metazoa, Chordata, Actinopteri, Elopiformes, Megalopidae. Bases 121 to 1743 code for a protein of 540 amino acids. Gene Ontology annotation, molecular function: deSUMOylase activity. The transcript is spliced from 11 exons. Gene Ontology annotation, cellular component: nucleus. The record is from RefSeq and is a predicted model, not a curated record. Gene Ontology annotation, biological process: protein desumoylation.
AAUAAAUAAUUUUUAUUAUACCGAAAGAAUUUCGGUUUAAAAAACGUUAUAGUUUUUCCAGAAAGCUACAGUUCUACGGUAGGCGGCGAGCUGGCGCAGGUUGUGAGGUGCCCGUGGACAAUGAGAGACAGCGGAGGCAGUCUGGCACAGAACCUCUGGGCAAAUGAACCUACCCUGCCAGGGGGGCAAGAGGGUAGCGGGGGCGGAGGCAUUGGAGGGAUGCAUCUCAUGGAUCCGGUCUCAGCUCACCAUGCGCCCAGCCCCAUACACCUCAAGCUGGGUCGGCAAGAGAAGGGAGGGGUAUGGGGAGCAGAAUUUAUGGACCAACAAGAGAAUGAAGAAGAGGAGGAAGAGGGAGAGGGUGAACAGGAAGAGGAAGGGGAAGAGGAGGAGUAUUAUGAGGGCCACAGCUGGGAUGAAGGAGGGGAUGAGGAGUGUGGAUUACCACAGCUGCCCCAGGAACUGCAGCGGCAGCAGCUGCAGCAGCAGCCCGAACACAAAGGCUUGGACUCGCUCGGGAGCCCUGCCUGGACACGGCCUAACGUGUUAAAGGUACGAAGGCUGCAGAGCUGGCGGAAACUCAGAAGGAACGCCAGCCUGCGCUCCCGCUUAGCUCUGCACUGGAAGACCUGGCGCCAGUGUGCCCAGUUUGGUGGAACACCCGGGCACAGGCGCGUGAGGAGGCGGCGCCAGCACGGCCUGUAUGGGAACUGGCUGAAUCGGAAUCAGCCAGGAGAGCUGCUAUUUAAUGGAGAGACAGAAGGGUUUUUUGGGGGUUCAGGACAGACGGACCGCCAGCCUUGUGGAAUGAAUGGGUUCCCUGGGGAGAUUCAUAUCAGCCGUGCAGUCAGCAUGGUGGAAACAGGGGAGCAGAGCUCACCUCCAAAGUGUCAUGGCAGCACCCCAGCUCCCCCACGGGACAAAGCCCCUGCUCAGAAUGCGCUUACUGAUGAACACAUGAGUUGUAUCCAAGGGAUCCUAGAUGAGUUCCUGCAGCAGUAUGGCAGUCUGAUUCCCAUCCACACAGAUGAGGUGGUGGAAAAACUGCAGGACAUCUUCAGUGAGAGCUUCUCUCAGCCCCACAGGAAGGCGGUGGUGCAACAACAAAUUCAGUCCCACCAGCGGCUCUCAGGAAGCACCAUGGUGCGAGGAUUCCGUGUAAACUACAAGCGCCAUGUUCUAACUAUGGAUGACCUCAGCACUUUGUAUGGGCAGAACUGGCUCAAUGACCAGGUCAUGAAUAUGUAUGGGGAUUUGGUGAUGGAUGCUGUGCCUGAUAAGGUUCAUUUUUUCAACAGUUUUUUUUACGACAAGUUGAGGACAAAAGGCUAUGAUGGGGUGAAGCGGUGGACAAAAAAUGUGGAUAUUUUUCAGAAGGAGCUGCUCUUGAUACCCAUUCACCUGGAGGUUCAUUGGUCUCUGGUGUGUGUGGAUGUCCCGCGUCGAGCUAUUACUUACUUCGAUUCCCAGCGCACCCUCAACCGCCGCUGCCCCAAGCAUAUUGCAAAGUACCUGCAGGCAGAGGCUGUCAAGAAAGAACAGAGAGACUUUUUAUCUGGGUGGAAAGGCUUCUUCAAAAUGAAUGUGGCCAGACAGAACAAUGACAGCGAUUGUGGGGCAUUCGUACUUCAGUAUUGCAAGUGUCUAGCCUUGGGACAACCAUUUAGUUUCGGCCAACAGGACAUGCCCAAGUUAAGGAGACUCAUGUACAAAGAACUGUGUCACUGCAAGCUCUCACUGUGAGACUCAGAGGUUGAGCAAGGGAGCGGUAGAAGAAGAGGAGAGAACCAUCCAACCACUUUCACUUCCCAUCGGCAGCCAGGCACUGGCCUUUUGCAAAGCGGAUAUAUAUAUUUUUUUUUUUUCCUUCCCCAUUAGUCUCUUGUACCUCCUCCUUUUCUCUUAACAAUCAUGAUUUUGAACAUAUGGUUGAUUGAGGCCAACUGUACUCAUACCCAGUGUCUGUAGGGAAACAAUACAGCACAUGACGGAUUUGGACUAUGAGGAACACUGAACGGACAGUCGUUAACUAAAUUUCUGCUAUCAGAACUGGGACGCGGCAGCACAAGAGCCACGGUCCACGCACCAAAGCUCUAGCAGUGUUCUUUGUUGUGUUUCCUUUCCAUUUCCUUUUGCAGAGCCACUCCUGACUGCUCCCCUCCAUCACCAGGCCAAGCCUAUCAGGGGAGAUAAAACAGUUUUUUCUUUAACAAGAUGGUGGACAGUCUACUGAUACAAAGAAUAGAACAUUAAAUAGUCAUUCUUGGAGAAAUUUCUGCUCUACGAUUGGUAGCAGUAUGUUCAGUUUGCAGUAUGUUAUCUUUGAUCUGUUCCGAGAUUAGCCAGCUAUAACGUGAUCAUAACUUGCCAGAAUCAUAGCACUUUGCUGGUCUGUCUUCUGUUCAGCUGUACUUUCAGUCUCUCACCUGACUUUGUAUACCUAAGGGGCGAGAGGUGCCUGCUUCCUACCGGGGUGAGCACAAACCGUUAUUACAUUAUCAUUGGGUGCUAGAUUGUUGUGAUGACAUCUAGCAAACAAUGGUGAAUGUUUGAGUGAUUGGCUGCCUAAACAUUUGAGUAAGCAAUGAAUGCAUAUUUGAGCUGGUUAAUCAGAUCAUAAAUCAAAGAUGUAAUACUCAGUACUUAUGAGCAUUUUUUUUCAAAGAACUGUCUGAGAAUUUAUUUAAAAAGUGUUAAUUUCUGAUUUUUACUGUUAGGUUGUCAGCCAUCUUUUGAAAGAAAGUUAACAUUUCUCAGUCUUGAUUGGUGCAACAGCUCUGCUCAUAGCCCUGCUUUCUGUUUGCUAAAAAAAUGUUUUAUGGCACUAAAUUAGCAUGGUUCCACAUUGCAUAGUUUACACUUGGCCCAACAGGAAAAACAGUCCUAAAGCACCUGGAACUACAGCUUGGCCAUUCCGUUUAGUUCAGUUAUGACAGUGGAAAAGCUUGUACUGCUGGUGGUCGCCAAAUAAAGCCUUUUUUUGAUGUGAGUAACUGUUAAGCUAUGUUCACUGAGAAGGAAAGUGUAUAAGAGAAUAUUAAAUUUCUUCAGAAAAAAAAGAAACCAUACUACUUCAAAUAUUAAUAUUUAUGUCAUAAUGGACCA